AAUCUAACUCCAAAAAUGACACAACUUCCCGCAGAGCGCAUUUCACUUGCUGCUCGUGUUCCGGAACUUUUGUUUCUACCCGGCUAUGUUGUUUCACGGUAUAGAAUUGCCAACGUACCGCAUUUUAUUUUUGUGCGAGCCGCCGUGAACGAGUCACGUGUGUGUGAUAACUUUCACAACAUGCCUAAGAUACAAAAAGGCAAAGGACAAACUGAGAAGAAAGCUAUCCAUCCAUAUAGCAGGAAGGCAGCUCAGAUUGCUAGAGGGAUUCACCAACAGGAGAAAAAGGAUAGGCAAAAGAAUGAGAAGGCAGUUCGUCUCAGUUCUAUAGGUGAAAAAUUGCUAUGGUUUCAGAGUCAGCUUCAUCCUGAUAAAUCAGUAUAUUCUAAGAAAGAAGCUUGUGAAAUCAUAGAAAGAUAUCUGCAUCGAUUUGACAAUGAACUUGAACAGAUAGAACUGGUGAAUAGCAUUAAAGGAAGACAAGGGCGACAGCACAGUGCCCGAGAGGAUGUAAUCAAGCAUACUAUGGAACGGGAGAGAAUGCUGUACGAAGGAUAUGGAAUAGAAAUACCUGAUAUUUUAAAUGGUAAACAUCUGAAGAUUUUUCGGGAAUGGAACGGAGAUUUACAGAAGCUGCCAAAUAUUAAAAUGAGAACAUUUUCAUCCCAAAGUUGGAAAUGUGAUGUGAAACAAUGUACCAAAGAAGAUGAAGAGGAGGAUUUAACAACUCAAAUAGAAGAUAAUUCAGAAUCUGAGCCUGCUAGUAGUUAAAGCAGUUAAUUUAUGGACUGAGUAAAUUCUCAUUCUUUAAUACAGGCUAUUGAACUAAAAUGCUUUGAUAACAAAACUGUUACAGAUUGAAUAGUAUUUUUUUGUAGUUAUAAGGACUGUUGAAAAAAAUAAAUAUUUAAUCUAACAAAAAAUGUUCAAAAUACCAAAUCUUGUAAAAUGAUGUAAGUGCAAAACAAACAGAAGCAAACUCGUCACUGAAAACAUUUUGUUUUCCUUAACGGCCGAUGCAGUUCUGCUCCAAUUAACAACUAUUGCAUAUUAUAGAGUUAGUUCACUUUUAACAUGAAAGGAAAAAAUGUAAUUAAGAUUUACAUACAAAUAAAAAUUUUAUUAUUUAACAUUUCA
This is a messenger RNA of Polypterus senegalus (gray bichir), 1137 nucleotides long. It is a transcript of the gene tma16, whose product is annotated as translation machinery associated 16 homolog. The record is from RefSeq and is a predicted model, not a curated record. The transcript has 7 exons. Lineage: Eukaryota; Metazoa; Chordata; Cladistia; Polypteriformes; Polypteridae. Gene Ontology annotation, cellular component: nucleus. The coding region runs from base 16 to 771 and encodes 251 amino acids.